AUGGAAAGUGGAGUUGUUGGGUGUGGUCGCUUCAGGGCUGGAAUUCCAAAUUCCAUUCGCACACGGGUCAGUUGGGGGUGGGACCGAAGCAAAGGCAGAGAACAGGCAGUGCUGUUCGCCCCGCCCUGCGGGGCAGCUGAGAGAGUGGGUUGGAGACAACGGGUGAUAUAAAAGCGCCGCCGGGAGCGGGGAGUCUCUGCUUUCCCACAAACAAGCAACCCCCUCCACUACUACCAAAGCCCUCGCGCUUACCGUAAUUCGCUACCGUACUCACAGAGUAUCGACUUGAUCUUACUGCUACUAAUAGUACCGAGCUUAACACUCCGUACUCUCAACCGCAUUUCCCUGCUCUAAAAGCGAUUUUAGAGCAAAGAUUCCUUCGAAUCCGCAGAUUCGACGGCCAUUUCGACUACAAUGGCCUGCUUGCCUCCCUGGCGGUUCGGCACCGACGACUGUGCCGACCUCUACUGAGCAGCGAACAUCGUCAACGAGACCCCUGGACUGCACUCUUCCAUUCCACAUGAGCCCAAAACGACUGGUCGAUUUGAGCCCAAGAUGUGCACGGUCUACAGUAAAUAUCACGACGAUUAGCUGACAUUAAGCCGGCUCAGUGCCCGAAGAUGUGCCUUACGACAUUUUCAACCAAAUUCCAGCGUCACAAGACUCGAUGAACGAUCCAACUUAAUAAUAAUUAUGUUAAGUUUAGCUUUAAAAUUAUUCGUUUGCCUUCUCUGAUCUCGUUGUACUUUAACUGUUGCUCAGAUCGGUCUCUUUAAUAAGCACUGUAUUUAUAUCAUUCAAACGUGUAGUCAUAUGCCAAAUAAUUCAUAUUGUUGUUAGUUUUGUUAGAUUCUCUUCGAACGAUCUCCCAAUGUACGAAUCUCGAAAUUUGAAUGCGAAAAAAUUGAAAAUCAAUAAAAACUAUAAAAUAUUACUUGAAUCGGAAUGAAUACGAUUUUUUUAACUAAGCAAAAUAUUUGUAGACGGUACGUAGACAUAGCCUGGUAAUAACGUCCAUAAUUAUGACAAGAAAAUAUUUCAAAGCUUCCUCAAGACAACUGUGUUAAAGGGGAAGCUGUUUCAGUCUAAAGCCGUGACAUUUUCCAACUUUCAUAGUAAAUCACGUUUAUUUUCGAAAUCCAGUUGAAAUUUUGAUGAGAAUUGUAGCUUGUAAUCUUUUUUACCGUGUUUCCAUAUGCAAUGUGUGAUAUUUAUCGAUUAGUGUCUGUGACUAGUUUGUGUUUUAUGAUGUGCUUUCAUGUUCAUUAUGCUUUUUAGUCAAUAAACAUGUGUUUUGAUAUCGGAGUUUUGACGACUAUAAAGUCUAAUAAUUCAAUGAUGACGAAUGAAUCCUUCGGUAUAUUCCGCUAUGAUCUGAUGAUCGGGUGCUCUCCAAGUUCUUUGCCACGAAACCCCAACCCAAUCUUUCGCUUUUAAUUCGAAUUAAACUGACCGCACCCAUCCUUCAUAUAAUUACCAGCCGCGCGAAACAAUCCUUUAUGUAUUUUUUGGGUGUGGUUCGUUGAAAUGAAAGACUAGUGCGUCUGAAGAGCGUGCAGACGAGCAGAGAAAAACUUACGAAGAGUUCCAGCGAUCCAAUUCCAUCGACGAACCCUUGAGUCGAAACGUUUUCCAUCAAUCAAUAAAUAUAAAUUGAAGAGAGAGAUACGGCAACAUGUUCGGGUAAACAGGUCAACAGAUCAGAUGCUCUGACGUCGCUGAUGAACUUUCUUUCCCAGGAAUGGAUGAGAGGGGUUUGGGGAUUGGGUUACAACGAGAAGCACGUCAGCGAUCAACGUGAUCGAGACGGAUAUCGGAUUUGACGACAUUAUGACGUCGCAUGGGAUAUAACGUGACUUGCAGGGAAAGAUUUACUGUUAUGUGCAACGAAAAAGUAAUAACCGCUGAAUUUAACUCUGAAACAACCAAGAUUCUUGUUUUUUAACUUCAUUAUGCCAUAAAUGAUUUCGCUUGUAACUAAUCACAUUGAAAAUUCAAUUAAAAGUGUUUACAAUCUCAUUAAAAACACCUAGAACUUGUCAAAUGAGUAAUUUCUUUGACAUCGUGACAAUAGUCAUAUAGGAGUCAGAGCGAAAUCUUUCUUGUUUUUUGCUAUCACAUGUAACCUUGCAUUUAACUAUACCAGAGGCGCGUAAAUUUAAUUUGUGUAAUCUCUAAUGACAAAAGGUUAUCCAUUACGUGUAGAAAUAAAGAUUUAAUCUUCCAGACGCUUCUCCGUUGAAACCACAAGUAUUUACAACGCUGUGCGGACCCUUGUUCUGAAUUUCUCACUCUUGAUCAGCUAAAAAUAUGGUUUCGUUGCGCAAACUCGAACUGAAAGGAUUCAUGCACUUUUAUAUGCACAUUGAACGUUCUAUUUAUUUAUUUUAAAGGGCCUCACCAACUACAUUUGAAUCGCAUUUUUACGGCUUGGAGGUGCGCCUCGCCAAAAGUUGCGAAAAUCCCGCGAAAAAAAUUAAUACAAAAAAUAAUUGAGAAUUUUUUCUUGUUCGAGCUCGAACAAGAAGAAUUGAAGUUUGUUCAUGUUCCAAAGCUGGGAACAAGGCUGUUUGGUCGUGCGGAUCCUCCCAACACCCAUUCCGAUGCUCUUGGGGAAAGGCUGAUGUAAGUUUUUUUUGAUUUUGGCUUGGUUCUUCACAUUUAGGUAGGAUUAAACGAACUUGUGCAAUAUUUCUCCUGUUCUUUCGAAAAAAGCACGAGCGCAAUGUUGAGGAGCAGGUAUUAGACUCAAGGUUUCUCUGAAGUCCAUUUCUUGCCUUUUUCGAGCUGUUUUUAUCCAUUUAGAGGUAUUUUAUAUUGUUUUAGUUGGUCUUUUAAUUUCAGAGUUGUUCAAGUCCGUAACGAUCCGUGAAAAAGAGUUCUCUUCAUCUUGGAAUCAAGAUUCGAGUCAGGCACAUCAUCUGCGUAUAAGGUAAUGUGUUUUUUUACUUGUUUGCAUAAAAUUUAGGUACGUAAUUUCUCUGCUUCUAUGCGUUUAGUUUUAGACUGGGACUUGUGUUCGUGAGUCUCAAUGGUUACGGAGACGAAAACGUGUCGUACACCAUCAAAUUGGCCAAAACCUGCAUGAGUAAUAUGUUUUAUUGA
Bursaphelenchus xylophilus (pine wood nematode) is the source of this 3105-nucleotide messenger RNA. The record is from the annotation of a GenBank genome assembly. NCBI's taxonomy places the organism in Eukaryota, Metazoa, Nematoda, Chromadorea, Rhabditida, Aphelenchoididae.